Molecule: messenger RNA, 1766 nt
Organism: Sinocyclocheilus rhinocerous
Lineage: Eukaryota; Metazoa; Chordata; Actinopteri; Cypriniformes; Cyprinidae
Product: SH3 domain-binding glutamic acid-rich-like protein 2
Exons: 4
Coding region: 144-455 (103 amino acids)
Cellular component (GO): cytoplasm
Source: RefSeq, a predicted model, not a curated record
UUAUAGAACACCGGGCGCGCGCACUCACUUUAAUUUCAAAGGGUGGCGUUGACGUCACCGCAGGUCCAAAGAAGUCUAUAGAAAGGGAGAGCGCAACAUUUCCCAGCCUUCAUUCUUCCGAGACAGGGCAAGUGAGGAUUACGAUGGUCAUCAGAGUGUAUAUCGCGUCCUCCUCCGGGUCUGUCGCGGUGAAGAAACGUCAGCAGGCCAUCGUGGGCUUUCUGGAGGCCAACCGGAUCAGCUUCGAGGAGGUUGACAUCACCAUGCUGGAGGAUCAGAGGCUCUGGAUGUACCGGAACAUUCCUGAGGAGAAACGACCUGAAAAGGGCAAUCCUCUCCCCCCUCAGAUCUUCAAUGGAGACGACUACUGCGGCGAUUAUGAAGAUUUCUUCCAGUCUAAAGAGACGGACACAGUGUUCUCAUUCCUCCAUUUGCCCCCUGUAAAGGACUCUUGAAUCCUAGAGCGUGUCAUUGACAUUUGCCUAGACUGAAACACUGUGGUUUUGCCUCUUUUUCCUGUGAUGUAACUUUCGUCCCCUGGUCUGAAGCCCUCACUGCCAGCAAUGCUUUUGCCCAACACACGCUGCCCUCCAGCUAACAAACUUUUCCUUAUUCAAACACACACAUACACAGGGUGAUUCAUGUUUUCUAUGGCCUAAUUAAUUAUUUAUAUGUGUUGCUGUUAUGUUUCAUUUGUUGUACGUGUGUUGCAUGAAAAACCAACUCUGCUUUUAUAACGUGAUACAGGGAUAGAAAGUGAUCUUAUGUUUGUGUGCAUAAGACUUAUAUUGUUAAUCUACACAAAGAGAAUAAUAAGUAUGCAAGGUUGCAUAUACAUCUCUUGUAAGUUGUUCUUUGUUAAGGAGCUCAAACAGAUGGCCAAAACGAAAUGUAGGGAAACAGCAGAAGAAUUUGGUAUAAUGUUAUCCUUUCCGCAGGCUUUGAUCUAUUUGUAAAAAGAAGUUCAGACCAAAAGCCAAAACAGGAAAUAGAAUCCUGACCUGAAUUAAGAUCUCAGCGGAACAGAGAUCUGAGCUCAGUGUUUCCACGAUACAUAAUGGCUCUUCAAAGCUUUUUUGAGUGUAAAACUGGUCCUGAAUCAGUAUUUGAACACCUUGUGCUUUAUUAUUGGAAUUUCACAUCUCAUUCCUAAAGCCUUUUGUUCUUUCUGCUGGAAAACAUGCUAAAGAACUCAUAUCUUGUUCAGUCUUUUCCUCUUUAAUUGUUUGUUAAAGUGUGUUUUUCUUCUCAGGGGUAUGUUAGCAUGUAGCACACUGAUGCCUCAACUUUCCGCUCACCCAUUUAUGUAGCUUAUAUAGUGACUUAUAUCAUACAAAGCUGGGGAGAAUAGUUGGUUUACUCACAAAGUUGGUUUUGUGGAACAUAUUUAAUGUUUACACACAGUCUACUCUAGUUUUUUUUCGACAAUCUACUGCCACAAUCAAACCUCCCAAACAAAAAAACACUCCCAAACCUACAUUCUCUGCAUUUGCAUUUACUAUUCAUUGUGAUACGCGCUUCUUGCUUCACUCCUCCCACCCAUUCAUUAAAUGAUUCCACAUGAAUAAGCAUGUAUGUUUACGCACACAUACACACACCAUUCUCAGGACACAAUUAUGUUUUCACACAAACACACACAUAUACACAUUCUGUAAAAUGGAAUCAUUCCUCUCUGUACUGAAUGAUAUGUAUGAAGUUACUGUUGUUUACUUUCAUAAUCUAAAUGAAUAAUUAAAAAAUCUAAUUUUUAAUAAAGGAUAUUCAAA